AUGUAUGGACGAGCUCCAAGAGUGACCUUCAUGACAAGCGGCACCUCGUCCACUGUUGGACCUGGGUCGUACGAUGUCACCCACUGCAAAUAUCAAGUAUCAGAUGGCUAUGCUCCAUUCCUGUCCUUGACCAACAGACAGUCAGCAUUUAAAUCCACUGAGAGGAUACCAGGACCUGGACAGUAUGACUCCUCACCUGUUAAGCUAAAUGUCCAUGGUGGCUGCAGUCUUCAGAACCGCUCCAAGCGUUUUGAGGAGGUGGUAUCAGGGGUUCCUGGCCCCGGUGCCUACAACGUGCUGCCUGCCUCAGGAAAUACGCUCAGGGCUGUGACAGCGGAUGCAGGACAGGCUGAGAAGCUUGGCAGAAAAAUGUGGCUGCAGGCAAAAAGUCUCCGGCUAGUUCGUCAGUCAGAUUUCCCUUCCAUUCCUUCCCCGGGCCAGGCUUAUGGCUACGAGGAGGACGUCCUGGGUGUGCUCCGUAAGCAACAGCCCCCUCCUAGGGACACAACCCUGGGGCCAGCCUUCUACAAUCCAUCGCUGUCAGAGAUGAGUUCUGCACAGAAGUAUAAAGGGGUCCAUUUUGGCAACAUGACAGGAAAGAGAGAUGAGGUGACAGUGGAGGUGGGACCAGGUCCAGGACAAUAUUACCCUGAGAUAGUCCCAGAAACACACUAUGAAAACAUAAAUCUUAAAAAGGAACAGAAAGGCAGAGCUGAACUUAUCAUCCCUCGCUACUAUGAACUGGUGCCCAGCCAAGAGGAAAAGAAGGGAGUUCCGGGGCCGGGCCAGUACCACAUCAGAAGUCAGUUUGAGAAGCCUGUGAAGUCCAGUGGAAGCCUGCCGAAAUUUACUUGCCCCUUCCUUUCUCAGACUGAGAGGUUCAGCUCUGUGAAAGAAGUGUCGCCCCCUGUUGGUGUAUAUAAUGACCCACGCUGUUCCCUGGAGCUGCUGAAGAGGACAACAGGAGUGAAGAAAAGCCCAUUUGGCGUAACCGCAGCGCGCUUCACUCCUAACCACAUAAAAUGCUCCAUACCAGGUCCAGGAUCCUAUAAUGUGUUUGAGCAAGGUUUAGCCCAGGAGAGUUUUAAAAAGGCAUUUUUAGAGCAAAGCAGGAAGGGAGGCUUCGGCUCCUCUGCUCAACGCAACUCCUUCUUCCACAACAAGGAAUCGAUAGAGGCCCCAAGUCCAGGACAGUAUGAGACAGAGAAGAAGACAGAGGAGCGCUACAAAAAGCAGCACACAGCGGUUUUCAAAUCAGCCACAGAACGUCUGGCAUUAUCACUACUUGCUAAAGAUUCCCCUCCACCCAACCGUUACAAUGUGAGUCAGACAUUUGAGAAGUCUAAUGGCCACUCUUACUUAGAACCCCGAAGUGAAGGAGCCAAGAGACGACAGAGCUGCUUCCUCUCUGCUGCACCGCGGGACAGUUUCUUCAGAAGAUGUGACCCCAAUGUGCCAGGCCCUGGCCAGUACAACCCCAGUGUGAAAUCAUUCCCUCAAAUGGCUCUGAUCUCCUCCAGAGAAGAUCGAUUCAAGGCAUCCAUGAACACAAACCCUGGACCUGGCACUUAUCAGUUGAGUCCAGGUAUCAUGAACACAGUACUAAAGGGCACCUUCAAUGUGACACUCGACAACCCCCUGGGCCCCUGCUGCUCCCCUCGUGUGGCCCCUGGCCCUUUAAGGGCACAUGAGACCAUUAAUGCUAUUGCAACGCCCAACACCUUCAUCGCUACCAGCACUUCUUAG
Molecule: messenger RNA, 1746 nt
Organism: Seriola dumerili (greater amberjack)
Lineage: Eukaryota; Metazoa; Chordata; Actinopteri; Carangiformes; Carangidae
Gene: stpg2
Product: sperm tail PG-rich repeat containing 2
Exons: 13
Coding region: 1-1746 (581 amino acids)
Source: RefSeq, a predicted model, not a curated record